AUGCCAAUUCCCGUGGAAGUUUCUUCCUCCCCCUCUUGCCAUGACGCCCUGGCAUGGUCAUCCGAUGGAGAGCUCGCCGUUGCCACGGGAGAGUAUGUGCACAUUCUGACACCCAAGUCCCCGGAUAACGGGGAGCACGACGGUACCGCAGAUGGAUGGAACCUCACUCGCAUUCGGGUCGACGUCUUUACCGUCGCCGAGUGGUCUCUUAUCUAUCCGCAAAAGCACGACGACUUCUCCCUUUCAAUUGAGCAGUCGCCGAGCACGGUAGUGAGCUUAUCCUGGUCUCCACCAGGGGUCGCCAAGUUUCGACGCUGUGUGCUGGCUGUAUUGACCUCGAAUUUGCUACUGUCCUUGUGGGAGCCCUUGGGCCUCAAAGGCCAAUGGGCACGAGUCGCUGUAAUCAACCACGCACUCCAUCCCCAGUUAGCGCCAUCCAUAGGAACCGGUGGUCGUGAAAUACGCAAAGCGCGAAUCCGGUCUUUUGAGUGGUUUGCGCCUCUCAAAUUCUCGGGAGCCACCACCGAUCCAACUUAUGAAAGUCGUUGGGGAAUUCCCCUGCUUAUCGUCGCCAACGACGUCAACGACGUGAUUUUGUUGCAGGUGCGCAGAUUGCCGGUUCUGCCAACAUCUUCCAAGCCUUUCAAAGUCGAUAUUCUUGCCCUUUACUCGCUCGACAACCUGGAGGGACAGUAUGGCGCGGUCUAUCCAGGAUCGCUUUUCAAGCAGUCGCUGAAGAUUAAACUACGGGUUCUGUCAAUAGCUUGUGGCCCGUGGGUCAAUUCACCGGCAGGCCAAGGCAGUGUAUGUUCUGCGAUUGCAAUGGUGGCGGCAGCGUUCGGGACGAAGCUUCAUACCCUCAAGGCCACAGUGACUUUAAGAGAACCCAAUGACGACGAAGAAGGCUCACCCCGAUAUGAGGCAACAGCAGAGCUGACUGAUCAUCCCCUUUGUGGUAUCAGCCAGAAAUGGGCCAAAUAUCAAGUUACUGGACCACUGGAGUGGCUACAGACGGCACAAUCUCCAACCCGUGCCUUAGUCGCGUGUAUAAAUGCUGGGUGCCUCACUAUUUCCAUUCCUCAUUCGGUGUACAGUGGAACAGACUCGAAUGUUGAUUCUGUAGAGAUACGCGAAUGGCCUUUCUAUGAGCCCGAAGCUGAUGGUGCAAGGGAACCUCAACCAAGGCAUAUGGAACCCAUUUCAGCUAUGACUACCUCCACAAACGCUGAUACCUGCACUCUCCAUUUGGGGACCCCUGGCGGGCUUGGUCUAGCGACUAAAUUCCAGCAACAUGGGGAUCCGGGAGCCAUGCAAAUACCGCACUGGAAGCAGGUUGUUGAAGAUUUCCGGGAACGAUACGACCUAGAUCGUGACUUGGGAGGUCUCACAGUAGCAAGGAUUUGGGGACUGGCAUGUCAUAACGGCGUGACUGCGGCCCUGUUCACUCGACAUCCGACGAACAUGGUCGAGUAUCGUGUCGCCGCGGACGACCGCUCAACGAUUAUAUUUUCCUCGGAUGAUGAAGCAUCCCCCGUCGCGCAUAAAGAGCGAGGAACUGCUCGUGAUCGGCGAGAGGUGGCUAUUCGUCUUGUGCUCUCCAAUUUUGCCAACAGUGAUGAGAGUGAUCCAAAAACCCAGCAUCUGGUAUACCACGCUGCCUGUUGUGCCAUAGUAGACGAGCACAGCGAAUCCCUCCAAACCCAAGCUCGACAAUCACUGGAGCGUCUAGUGACUGUGACGGGUGCCGAUCUAACGGCAGAGAUCGCUCAAUGUCAUCAGGGGUCUGCCUCCAUCCCCGCGAAGUCCCUGGAUCAACUCACAGGGCCCGGCGGCCAUCUCUUUGAACAAUGCGAAAUAUGCAACGCCGGAAUCGGGUGGUUCUCGGUCCAGGAGGCGCAGUGUAUGAACGGUCAUUUGUUCACCCGAUGUGGAUUGACUUUCUUGGCUAUCCAAGAACCGGGAAUAUCCAAAUUCUGCUCCAGCUGUCGGACGGAAUACCUCGACGAGGAGGCCAUUGCUCGCACACGCGGCGUGCCCCUAGCACCAAGUUUCCGCAGAAUCUUUGAAGCGUUUGAUACAUGCCUUUACUGCGAUGGCAAGUUCCAACACAGCGUCUAA
Molecule: messenger RNA, 2118 nt
Organism: Penicillium alfredii
Lineage: Eukaryota; Fungi; Ascomycota; Eurotiomycetes; Eurotiales; Aspergillaceae
Exons: 5
Coding region: 1-2118 (705 amino acids)
Biological process (GO): transcription initiation at RNA polymerase III promoter
Cellular component (GO): transcription factor TFIIIC complex
Molecular function (GO): histone acetyltransferase activity
Source: RefSeq, a predicted model, not a curated record